This is a messenger RNA of Papilio polytes (common Mormon), 2290 nucleotides long. It is a transcript of the gene Mcm3, whose product is annotated as DNA replication licensing factor MCM3. The record is from RefSeq and is a predicted model, not a curated record. Gene Ontology annotation, molecular function: single-stranded DNA binding; ATP binding; single-stranded DNA helicase activity. Gene Ontology annotation, biological process: DNA strand elongation involved in DNA replication; double-strand break repair via break-induced replication; mitotic DNA replication initiation. Bases 156 to 2174 code for a protein of 672 amino acids. Gene Ontology annotation, cellular component: nucleus; MCM complex. The transcript is spliced from 13 exons. NCBI's taxonomy places the organism in Eukaryota, Metazoa, Arthropoda, Insecta, Lepidoptera, Papilionidae.
CGUGCCAUGCUGAUGUUUUACGCGCCAAACUUUUCAGAUGUUUUGUUUGGUUUACUUAGUCGGUUUAAAUUUAAAGUUUAGGCUGUAAAACUUUUUUUCGCAUUGUUGAUUGUUGUGGUGUUAAGUUUGCUUUAUUUAUAAUUUAAUAAAUAGCAAUGGAAGACGGAGAUUUCGAUCAACGUUUAAGAGAUUUGCAGAGAGAAUAUCUUGAGUUUUUAGACGAUGAAGAAGACCAAGGCUUGUAUAUGGAAAAAGUAAAAGAAAUGAUUUCAGCUGGCAAAAAACGACUGAUUGUAAACAUUAACGAUUUGAGAAGAAAGAAUCCAGCUCGUGCCAAAAAUCUGUUAGAAAGUGCUUUUGAGGAGCAGAUAGCAUUUCAAAAGGCUCUUAAAGAAUAUGUGUCAUCAAUUGAUCCAACAUUUGCUAAGGAAAUGGAAGAGUUUUUUGUUGCAUUUUCUGGUAGCUUUGGUACCAAACAUGUCACACCAAGAAGUUUAACUUCACGCUUUUUAGGAAACUUAAUCUGUGUAGAGGGUAUUGUGACAAGGGUAUCCCUGGUGCGACCCAAGGUGGUGAGGAGUGUUCACUACUGUCCUACCACUAAGAAGGUUAUGGAGAGGAAGUACACUGAUCUUACUUCUUUUGAGGCUUUUCCUACGACCGCUGUGUAUCCAACUAAGGAUGAUGAAGGUAAUCCAUUGGAGACAGAAUAUGGUUUAUCUCGGUACAAGGACCAUCAGACCCUAACAGUACAAGAGAUGCCGGAGCGAGCGCCUGCAGGUCAGCUGCCCCGCAGUGUGGAUGUCAUCUGUGAUGAUGAUCUUGUAGAUAAAUGCAAACCCGGAGACAGGGUGCAGGUUGUGGGAAACUAUAGAUGUUUGCCGUCUAAACAGGGUAGCUUUACCGCGGGGACCUUCAGGACAAUUUUAAUAGCGAAUAAUGUAACGGAAAUAAAUAAAGAAGCAGAUUUAUCAAUCACUAUGGAGGACAUCAAACUAUGCAAGCGUUUAGCUAAACAAAAAAAUGUGGAUAUGUUUGAAAUGCUAAGCAAGUCUCUAGCGCCAUCUAUUCAUGGACAUGAUUACAUCAAGAAGGCUAUUCUUUGUCUACUACUUGGUGGGAUGGAGAAGAUAUUGCCUAAUGGCACAAGACUUAGAGGUGACAUAAAUAUCCUGUUAAUUGGAGACCCAUCAGUGGCAAAGUCCCAGUUACUCCGCUACGUGCUGCUGACAGCUCCUCGUGCGGUCACCACCACGGGCAGGGGCUCCUCUGGCGUCGGUCUCACUGCUGCCGUCACCACCGACCCUGAUACGGGGGAUAGAAGCCUCGCCGCUGCCAACCCCGUUUACGGCAGGUAUGACCAAUAUAAAACCCCAAUGGAGAACAUCGGUCUACAAGACUCGUUGCUGUCUCGUUUCGACCUGCUUUUCGUGAUGCUGGAUAUCGCUGAUGCUGACCAUGAUAACCUCAUCUCAGAACAUGUUCUUCGUAUGCAUAGAUACAGAAAUCCAAAGGAACAAGACGGGGAAGUACUGCCAAUGGGAUCUACAGUGGAAAUGCUCUCUACUGAAAAUCCAGAUACUGAUGAAGUAGAAACGCAGCCGGUGACGGCGCGCUCGCUGGAGACGCUGAUCCGGCUGGCGACGGCGCACGCCAAGUGCCGCCUCAGCUUCCACGUGGCGGAGCACGACGCGCAAGCCGCCAUCGACCUGCUGCACUACGCAUACUUCAAGAAGGUGUUAACGAAAGAGAAGCGUCGUAAACGGCGAGCGUCCUCCGAGGAGGAGGGCGAAGCGCCCGAGGGCGAGCGCCUCAAGCAGCCGCAUUUCAACGUUAACCAGGAUAAAGGUGAGGGCGAAGACCCUUACGAGUUCUCGUCUGACGAGGAGGCGGAGCCCGUCCUGCGCGCGGCGCACCGCACGCAGCCCGACACGCAGCCUGCCUCUGCUCACACCACUAUUGAUGAACAAAGAUUAACACAAUUCAAGUCAGCACUGCAGCAGCUGUUCCGCGAGGAGCGCGCCAACUCGCUGCCCCUGGACAGGGUGACUCGCCACGUCAACGACAAGUACUCGCACGAGCCCUACUCGCCGGCCGAGCUGCUCGCCGCGCUGCAGCGCAUGACGCACGACAACCACGUCAUGAUGGCCGACGAUAUCGUCUUCUUAAUAUAGGUACACCACAAUGUACACUCAGCUGCAAAUACUUGUAUACAAUAAACUAUAAAAAAAUAGCUGUCGUCCCCGAGUAAUUAAAAAAAAAUUAGUCUAUGUGUUCUUCCAGAUUAUUC